AUAACCAACCCUUGUUCUGUUACAGAGCACACCAAAACAGAGAUGAUGAUCAUCAAUUUGGACCCACAAUUGUCCCUCUCUCACUCAAUCACUUCCCUUUUCUUCUUUCCCCCUCUUAAUUUCAUUUUCCCUCCGCAUAUCUCGCACCAAUCACAUCCCAAUUACACUUCAUUUCAAAAUUUGGGUGGUUGUUUGCAAAAAGCUUACAUUUUUACAUUAGGGUUUUGUUUCUUUAAGGGUUUACUCAAUUCUUGGGCAAAUUCUUUGCCCGAUUUUGAAUUCUUUAUACUGUAGUUUAAAACUCGAUUAUUCCCAUAAUGUAUCAAUUUGUUUGAUGAAUUUUGGGUGAAGGUAAUGGGGUGUGUUAAUUCAAAGCAUAUGGUUAGGUUUUACGGUUCUUUAGGUAAUUCUUCAUUGAAGAAUCAUGAUCAUAUUGUUAGUCAUGUUAUUAAGUCAUUGAAGAAUAUGAAGAAGGGAAUACCAGAUUAUGAUAAUGAUGAUAGGAGGAUGGGAGUAAGGAUAGAGAAAAUCAUCAUCUUAUUGAUAGUUGGAAUGGAGAUGGAGGGUCUUCAAAUUUCAGUUCGAUUAAUUUUGAAAUUUGAAAGGAUUAAGGAAGCCUUCUUGGCUUAGUGAGGUUACCGUGAAGCCAUCGAUGGUUGGCUACCUUUGAGAUCCGAUAGCCUCCAAAGAUUGGAAAAAGUAUAACAUUGAAUUGCUUAUGAUCUGUAGAUAUUAUUAAGUUCUUGAAAUCAUAUUUGUUGCAUAUUAGUUUGAUUUUUUUAAGAACGCGGUAUGAUUAUAAUAUUAUAUGAACAUUUGUAGAUGAUUGUCAUAGAAUGUUAAAAGUUCAAGAUGCCUUUGGUUAUGUAUGUAUAAAUGUAUACAUUUGUGAAGUUGCGUUUGAAGAACCAGAAUCAUAUAAUUAGUUUUAAGAUUUGUUUACUUGUUUAACUCUGAUAGUUUUAACCCUAAAUAAUCAGAAUCAUAACUUGCUUUUGCUAGCACUUUACAUGAAGUGUAAUUGGGCUGUGAGUCCCAGGUUUGUAACCUCUAACUGAUAAAAUAUUAAUACGUAACAGAGAUAAAAGGCAACCAAAUGAAGUUGUUUUCGGUGCAGAUUAAAUGCUAUAUGAAGAAAUUUUUGAACGGUAUCUAACAUUGCCAUUCACUUGGAGUUUUACAUCGAGACAUUAAAACCGCAAAUAUUUUGGUGAAUAACGAAGGGAUUUUGAAGAUUGGUGAUUUCGGUCUAGCAAAGUUCCACAGUCCUGACUGCAGGGAACCGUUGACUUAUCGGCCUCCUGAACUUCUUCUAGGAUGCACGAAUUACGGGACGUAUGUUGACCUUUGGAGUGUGGGAUGUGUUUUUGCUGAACAUUGUUUUGGCAGACCAAUCCAAGGCCGAACUGAGGUGGAACAAUUGAAGCUUUGUGGAACUCCCCCUGAUGAAUACUGGAACAAGUCGAAACUUCCUCUUGCAACGAUGUUUAAACCGCAUCAUGCUUAUCAAAGUAGUCCUCGGGAAACGUGUAAGCAGCUCCCGGAAACUGCGGUUGACCUUAUCCACACGUUACUUUCUGUAGAGCCUUGCGAGCGUGGGCCCGCUACAUCUGCCCUCAAAUCUGAGUAUUUCCAUACGAAGCCUUAUGCGUGUGAUCCCACUAGCUUGCUGAAAUAUCCACCUAACAAAGAGAUUCAGGCAAAGUUCCAUGAAGAAGCCGCAUGUAGGUGGCAUGGUUUGGGCAUCCGGAGCUUCAACAAGAGUCCCUACCGAUGCCCCUCAUAUUGCAAGAAGAAACAAUGGCGGUGGUUCGCAUUCAAAAGCGUCGCUCGACACAGUGUUGGGGCUUUCACAAACUACACACGGGUCUAAAUCCGAAGGGAUUUGUGCAUUCCCCACUCAAGCGACAGCUUCAAAUGGUGGUUUUCUGUGGGCAACAAGAAGGCGGAAAUAUGGCGGCAAUUCGACCCUGAGUGGUGGUGUCAUGGCGGUGCAUGCAGCCUCCCACACGCCACCCACAAUAGCCCCCAAUUUAAAACUGGCGAUAUCAAAAUAACCCUAAACCUUUCAAUUGCCAACAAAACUGUAAACCCAAACCUUCCUCAUCGCAAAUCUGCUCAGAUAUCAAAACCCCACCGCAGACGGAGUUAAUGGUGGAUGACGGAGGCUGUACCUGAUUGCGAGGAUCGUCGUGUUUCUUGACGAUUUAUUUUGGGUGGAUGAUCGUCGUGUUCAUUUGAUUGUAGUUAAAUGGAUAACUUUUUCGUAAUACAAAUUCUUCCAGAAUUUCUAGAUC
Messenger RNA from Helianthus annuus (common sunflower), 2297 nucleotides. Its product is annotated as protein IMPAIRED IN BABA-INDUCED STERILITY 1. The record is from RefSeq and is a predicted model, not a curated record. Gene Ontology annotation, molecular function: cyclin-dependent protein serine/threonine kinase activity; ATP binding; RNA polymerase II CTD heptapeptide repeat kinase activity. Gene Ontology annotation, cellular component: nucleus; cyclin-dependent protein kinase holoenzyme complex. NCBI's taxonomy places the organism in Eukaryota, Viridiplantae, Streptophyta, Magnoliopsida, Asterales, Asteraceae. Gene Ontology annotation, biological process: protein phosphorylation; positive regulation of transcription elongation by RNA polymerase II.